AUGCUUCCGAUUUUAUUCUCUUUAGUUAGAAGUGAGAUUUAUUUACCGCCUACACUCAAUGACGAGAAUUUUGAAACCAAGAUCAACAAAUCUAAACUUGCUUUAGUCAUGGCAAUUGAUGAAAAUAAUACAGAAGUGGAAAGAUUGAUGCCACACUUUCGUGCUGCUGCCGAAACAUUCCAUUCUGGCAAUAAAUGCGACUUUUUCUAUCUUGAUGGCAAUAACGCGCCACAUACGCUUGAUCUUUACAAUAUUCAAUUUUUCCCUUCUUUCUACGUAUUCCGCAAUGGCCAAUUUAUGACGGAAUACACAGGAGAAAGGAAUUCAACAGACCUUAGAAAGUACUUAACAAGAAUUACAAACAAACCACUCGUUGUUGAAAUCGAUUCUCAAGAUCGCGCAUACAAAUUCCUUCAAUACAACCCGAUUGCUGCUAUAUUGACAAGUGAUGAAGAUACUUCAGAUGAUGUAAUUGAAGUUUUUCAAGAUUUGGCUGAAAAAUUCAUUGAUAUUAUUCCAUUCGUGCGUUCAACAUCUACAGAGGCAGCAUAUCAAUUUGGCCUUCAGCAGGAUCAAGAUACCUCGCUUACAAAUGCAAUUUUAAUCAGAAGAUCAAUCGAUGAUGUAAUUGUUCAAUAUCCAAUUAGCGAAAUUGACAAAACAGAUGAGCUUGAGAAGUUCAUCCGCGAUAACGCUUAUCCAUUAUACAGACUUACAGAAGGAACCCUUUUCCGUGACGUAAUUCACGAUUCUCGAAUGACAGUCUUCUGUUUCUGCGACGUAAACAAGAAGCACUCCCUCAAACAAGUACACUGGGGCAUGAGACAGAUCUACGACAAGUUCAAAGAUAAUUUCACAUACGCAUACGGACCAUACCGCCAGUUUACGCAACUCCUGAACGAGAUGGGCACAGCAGGAACCAAAGAACCUAUCUGGGUUGUAGCAAACUUUACAGAAAAUGGAGAUGUAAGUGAGAAAUUAUUUUUUCCAGAAGGAACAGAGAUUACUCCGGCAAUCUUGGACCAGCUUCUUGACCAAGUAAUUAAUUCCUUCCCAAUUAUCCCUGUAAAGUCCGAAGAAAUCCCAGAAGAAGAUGAAGAUGAUCUUCCUAACCUUAAGAAGCUCGUUGGAUCAAACUUCCGAGCUGUUUAUGGAUCUCCUAAGGAUUCUGUAACUCUCAUUGCUCCUUCAGCAACAGAUAAAACUUCAAUAGAUUUACUUCAAGAAUUACAGGCCAUUGCCUAUGAAUUCAACCAACAGAAAUACUCUAGAUUUAUGUUCUAUUAUAUUAAUGCUGAAAAGAAUGAUAUCCCGUUAGAUGUUCCAAAAGAUAAGCCAACUUUGAUAUUGAAGAAGCGUGGUAAAGGUAUGAUCCUUCCAAAUGAAAGCAACGCAAUGAAGUUGUUCAGAUUAAUUGUUACUGAAGCGAAAUUAAAUGUCAAAGUACCAAGAAAAUUGAAAUUUGCGGAGGAAAACUUGGAACUUUAA
Messenger RNA from Trichomonas vaginalis G3, 1488 nucleotides. RefSeq names its product intramolecular oxidoreductase activity, transposing S-S bonds. The coding region runs from base 1 to 1488 and encodes 495 amino acids. Gene Ontology annotation, cellular component: endoplasmic reticulum. Gene Ontology annotation, molecular function: protein disulfide isomerase activity. The record is from RefSeq and is a predicted model, not a curated record. The transcript has a single exon. Gene Ontology annotation, biological process: protein folding; response to endoplasmic reticulum stress. Lineage: Eukaryota; Parabasalia; Trichomonadida; Trichomonadidae.